Molecule: messenger RNA, 710 nt
Organism: Magallana angulata
Lineage: Eukaryota; Metazoa; Mollusca; Bivalvia; Ostreida; Ostreidae
Product: probable thiopurine S-methyltransferase
Exons: 1
Coding region: 18-710 (230 amino acids)
Molecular function (GO): thiopurine S-methyltransferase activity
Source: RefSeq, a predicted model, not a curated record
AUCUUAAAUAAACAAGUAUGGCUCACAACGACCAACACCAGGAUGAUCAUUAUCAUCCAAAAACGACACUGGAAACGUGGAAGGAAUACUGGAAAACACCUGAUGUAUGGUUCAACAAACCAGAUUUGAAUGAACUAUUCAUAAAUUACCAUCAAAGAAUGCUGGCAAGAUCAGGUAUGAGGAUAUUUGUGCCUCUUUGUGGAAAGGCUGUGGAAAUGAAAUGGUUGUUGGAUCAUGGACAUAAAGUGGUGGGAGUGGAGGGAGCACCUGUCCCUUGCAAAACUUUCUUUGAAGAAAACUGCAUUUCUUACGAUGUUAAAGAUAUGGCAGGCAUUCCCGGAGAAAAAUAUGAGAGUCUAGAUCACAACAUGGUAAUUUAUAGUUGUGAUUUCUUUCGAUUCACUGCAGACAUCUGUGGGGAGUUUGAUGGAAUAUGGGAUAGCGGUGGUCUGAAUUCUAUGGCUGUUGAGGACAGAGAAGCAUACAUUCACGUAAUCCGCAGGUUGAUGGGAAAAGGGUGCGUCAACCUGACCAUAUUUAUUAAUCUUGACAACUCCAUGACAUAUGAAAAAAGCAUGACAAAAGAGGAAUUGGAGAAAGCGUUUGGUGAGGGAUUCAUAGUGGAAGAUGUAAAAGAGAUAGAAGCUCCCGAGAGAUUCAAAAGUAUUGGUUGUGAUACGCUCCAGCUGUUUGCUAUCACAAAAAUCUAA